GGUUUCUCAACUAUUACGAUGCUUGCUCAGAAGGAUUAAGAGCAGCCAGUCCUCUACUAAAAUUUGGAGGGCCUGGGGAUUCCUUCCAUCCCUUACCCAAAUCACCCAUGUGCUGGAGUCUUCUGUGUCAUUGCUACAAUGGAACCAACUUCUUCACAGGGGAGACUGGUGUAAGGCUGGACUACAUCUCUCUCCAUAAGAAGGGAGGUGGGAGUUCUCUCUACAUCUUGCAACAAGAAGUAGAAGCAGUUGAACAAAUUCAGAAGCUGUUUCCCAAUUUUGCUUCUGUUCCCAUAUACAACGAUGAAGCAGAUCCAAUGGUUGGAUGGUCCAUUCCGCAACUGUGGCGAGCUGAUGUGACCUAUGCAGCUAUGGUUGUAAAGGUAAUCAUCCAGCAUCAAAACCUGCUCAUUUCCAAAGCCAACAACACCAUCAACUACACACUGCUGAGUAAUGACAAUGCCUUCUUGAGUUACUACCCCCAUUACUUCACACAACGGACUCUGACAGCACGUUUUCAGAUGAACAAUACAAAGCCACCUCAUGUCCAGAUGGUGCGGAAACCAGUGCUGACUGUCAUGGGCUUGCUGGCACUGCUAGGAGAAAAGCAGAUUUUUGCAGAAGUGAAUAGCAGUGAAGGAGAAAGCACUCAAAACAGCACGGUUGGUGUCCUGGCAUCUGUGCACACCCCAAGUGAGAUGCAGCCUUCAGACAGCUGGCAAGCUACAGUACUGGUGUAUGCAAGUGAGGAUAACAGGACUUCAUCCAACAUCAGCACCAUCACAGUGAACGCCACCCACUUCCCCAAACUUAGAGAGCUGGUGUAUGUGACAUAUUACCUGGAUAACAACCAAACCAAUCCCUACCUGAAAUGGAAAAAGCUAGGAAGCCCUGACUUUCCUUUGCCAGAACAGUUCCAGCAAAUAAGGGAUGCUGAGGACCCGGUGGCAGCAGGCCCAUUCCCUUUUCCUGAAGGUGGCAUCCUGACACUGAAGCAAGACUUUCCCAUUCCCUCAGUCUUUCUUAUCCACAUCUGUGCAAGACCCAGAUCUGUUCCUGACCAAGUGACCGAUGUUCGCUUGAUCGCUCUCACAAAGGGGCAGGUCAUUGUGUUGUGGGAUGACGGCUGUGUAAAGUCAAAAUGUAUAAAGACAUUUGAAGUGGAGUUCUCACCAGAUGGAAAAGCAUACCAGCGGAUUAAUGCCAAAGACACAAUAUUCACUCUCUGGGUCUACAGUCCGGGAAGCUCAGUCUCCGGCUUUUACAGAGUGCGUGCCAUUGACUACUGGGGAAAGGCAGGCCUGUCCUCUCUUCCUGUGAAGUAUGUUGAAGCUUUCAAGUGACUCUGAAGAGUGGUGCCUGGCUUGGUGACUGACUGGUGUAUGCUCCCUGCAAAUGACAACUCUCCAGAAAAAUAAACUCCUCCCAGGCUGAGGAGGGAGUAUUGAAAGGACCUGAUGAAGCAAGUUAGGAAUGCAAGUUAGAAGCAACUGCCCCUAUUAACUCUUCAGAGCUCGAAAGACACUGUUAUUAAACAGCCACAACUGAUAACCCAAGUGGUACAAUUGUAAGAGGCUGCAGUAGGACGGGAAUGCAGCUUCUUAAGUAGGAAUUAUGGGAAUAAAUAUUUAUUAUUCCCUAUUUUACACUGAGCUAACGGCUAGGACAACCAAAGAUUUAUAGAAGUCACAAACUGCAGCAGGAACAACACCAUUGCUUCACUGUGUGAGUGAGGAUGGCAGCAAAGGCACAAGGAGGACCUGUCUGAGAGUGAACUGCCUGCCUCAGCUGACAGGCUGUCUUGACAUAAUGGUUUGAUGGAGAAGAGCACAGCAACCAGACAUGUCCAGAGCAUGAAGUAAAGGAUCACUGCUUCACCGUCAGUUCUUCACACAUGCUUCAGUGGGUUAUUUCAGAGCACUUGCCAUGUCUUCAGAUGCAUGAGGUUCUUCACCCUCUCAUAGAGG
Messenger RNA from Cariama cristata (Red-legged seriema), 1967 nucleotides. RefSeq names its product iduronidase, alpha-L- (gene IDUA). The transcript is spliced from 9 exons. The record is from RefSeq and is a predicted model, not a curated record. The annotation marks the transcript as partial. Gene Ontology annotation, biological process: carbohydrate metabolic process. Lineage: Eukaryota; Metazoa; Chordata; Aves; Cariamiformes; Cariamidae. Gene Ontology annotation, molecular function: L-iduronidase activity.